Pundamilia nyererei is the source of this 5212-nucleotide messenger RNA. RefSeq names its product calcium/calmodulin-dependent serine protein kinase a (gene caska). The record is from RefSeq and is a predicted model, not a curated record. Gene Ontology annotation, biological process: protein phosphorylation. The transcript is spliced from 30 exons. Gene Ontology annotation, molecular function: protein kinase activity; protein binding; ATP binding. Bases 892 to 3789 code for a protein of 965 amino acids. NCBI's taxonomy places the organism in Eukaryota, Metazoa, Chordata, Actinopteri, Cichliformes, Cichlidae.
UUGGCUCAAUGCCUAUUAACCUGACAGGGGAACCGUGAGGAAAGGCUUGGCGCCAAGAUGGAGGAUAAGGGAGCAGUUUCAUAACUCCCGUGUAGGAGGAGCUUGGUUUUCUGGAAGCUCUGUAGAGCUGAGCGUCCGGGCCAAACGGGCGAUAGUGGGAAGAAAUAAAAGGUAAACCAGAGGCUGCAAAGUCUUGUCAAGCCGAGGUAAAAGACGAGGAGUGCGACGCGCGUGGUUUUGUACGCCAAGGACUUGAACCAGGUCGUCCGUUACACUACAAGAGGACUCUGUGUAUAUGCGCGCGCACACCCCCGAAAACACUGAAGAGUAAACCCGCAGCUGUUUGGGAUGUGAAGAUAACCGUAACCCACCUGGUUCAGCGCUGUAACCCGAACCUGAUGCACAACACUGCCUUACCGGCUCGUUUCGCCCUCUGUCAGCACAACACUGAAAACGGUGACCAUGUCUGCGUCGUUACGGGGAUUGUCACGCUGGUGAAGUAGUUUACUAUGUUGUUUGACAACCCUGUGAGGUUUGCUUUUUGAAACGGGGGGGCACGAUACCGGGAAAGGCGGGGCAGAGCCCUGGAAUACGCAGCUCUUCCCUGUGCCGGUUCACUCGCAGCGGGGGAUUUUUAUUUUUUGGGGGGAAGCGGGUACAGGGGGGUCGACGAAGGAGGCAACAACUGGGAUUUGGAAACCUUUCUUUGCAACUCUUUCCCGACUUACCCUGCUGCUGGCGACACGAGCGGCGUUUUGUCAGUUAUUCCUGACACUGUCGUCUGCCCGUAGCACUCCUUUUAGGAACAUAAAUUGAGGUUUGGGACGCAUUUCUUUUUCUUUUGGUGGGGGGGUGGGGGGUGGAUAAUUUUUCCCCAACCGGGGUCGGACUAUGGCGGACGACGACAUUCUCUUUGAAGAUGUGUACGAGCUCUGCGAGGUCAUCGGCAAGGGUCCCUUCAGUGUGGUGAGGAGAUGCAUCAACAGAGAGACGGGGCAGCAGUUUGCUGUCAAAAUCGUGGAUGUGGCCCAGUUCACCUCCAGCCCUGGUCUCAGCACAGAGGAUCUGAAGAGGGAGGCCAGUAUCUGCCACAUGCUGAAGCACCCCCACAUUGUGGAGCUGCUGGAGACCUACAGCUCAGAUGGGAUGCUCUACAUGGUGUUUGAGUUUAUGGAUGGAGCAGACCUGUGUUUUGAGAUCGUGAAGAGGGCAGACGCUGGCUUCGUCUACAGUGAAGCCGUGGCCAGUCACUACAUGAGACAGAUCCUCGAGGCGCUACGCUACUGCCACGACAACAAUGUCAUCCACCGAGAUGUCAAGCCUCACUGCGUGUUGCUGGCAUCUAAAGAGAACUCGGCUCCAGUGAAGCUGGGCGGGUUCGGAGUGGCGAUCCAGCUCGGAGAGUCAGGACUGGUGGCAGGAGGUCGCGUAGGAACUCCCCACUUUAUGGCCCCAGAGGUGGUGAAGAGAGAGCCGUAUGGUAAACCCGUGGACGUGUGGGGCUGUGGCGUUAUCCUCUUCAUCCUCCUCUCGGGGUGUCUCCCUUUUUAUGGCACCAAGGAGCGUCUGUUUGAAGCCAUCUGCAAGGGCAAAUACAAGAUGAAUCCACGCCAGUGGAAUCACAUCUCAGAGAGCGCUAAGGACUUGGUGAGGCGUAUGCUGAUGCUGGAUCCCGCCGAGAGAAUCACAGUCUACGAGGCUCUUAACCACCCCUGGCUCAAGGAGAGGGAUCGGUAUGCCUACAAAAUCCACCUGCCGGAAACCGUGGAGCAGCUGAGAAAGUUCAACGCCAGGAGGAAGCUCAAGGGGGCCGUGCUGGCUGCAGUGUCCAGUCACAAGUUCAACUCCUUCUACGGAGAUCCACCCGAGGAACUCCAAGACUUCUCCGAUGAUCCCACAUCCUCAGGACUGCUAGCAGCAGAACGUGCUGUGUCUCAGGUGUUGGACAGUUUAGAGGAGAUCCACGCUUUGACGGACUGCAGUGAAAAAGAUUUAGAUUUCCUCCACAGUGUUUUCCAGGACCAGCAUCUACACACACUGCUCGAUCUCUACGAUAAGAUCAACACCAAGUCAUCCCCACAGAUCCGAAACCCCCCCAGUGAUGCCGUGCAGAGAGCCAAAGAGAUUUCCUCCCAAGAUGGAGCCUGUGGCGCUUUGAAACUUCUGGAAGAUGUACUGGAAGAGAUCUCUUGCUACCCAGAGAAGCACGAAGCUAAGGAACUCAGACGGAUAGUAACCCAGCCACAUUUCAUGGCAUUGCUGCAGGCCCAUGACGUAGUGGCCCACGAGGUUUACAGUGACGAGGCUCUGCGGGUGACACCUCCACCCACCUCACCCUUCCUGAACGGAGACUCCCCCGAGAGUGCCAACGGAGACAUGGACCUGGAGAACGUCACCAGAGUCCGUCUGGUCCAGUUUCAGAAGAACACAGAUGAGCCAAUGGGUAUCACAUUGAAGAUGAACGAAUCAAACCACUGCAUCGUCGCAAGGAUAAUGCACGGGGGGAUGAUCCACAGACAGGGAACAUUGCAUGUUGGAGAUGAGAUCAGGGAAAUCAACGGCAUCAGUGUGGCCAACCAGACUGUAGAGCAGCUGCAGAAGAUGCUGCGAGAGAUGCGCGGCAGCAUCACUUUCAAAAUAGUACCAAGCUACCGGACGCAGGGCUCAUCCUGUGAGAAUGAGUCCCCCACCACCUCCAGGCAGUCCCCUGCCAAUGGCCACUCCAGCAUUAACAGUUCUAUCUUGGACCUGCCAUCUACCAUCCAGCCCAAGGGUCGACAGAUUGUAUCCAGACCUCCAAUCAAGGACAAAAUGUCAGUGAAGAUCUACGUGAGGGCCCAGUUUGAAUAUGACCCCUCCAAGGAUGAGCUCAUCCCCUGCAAGGAGGCCGGCAUUCGCUUCCGUGUGGGCGACAUCAUCCAGAUCAUAUCCAAGGAUGAUCACAAUUGGUGGCAGGGCAAGCUGGAGAACACUAAAAAUGGCACAGCCGGCCUCAUCCCGUCACCAGAACUACAGGAGUGGCGGGUGGCGUGUAUAGCCAUGGAGAAGACGAAGCAGGAGCAGCAGGCCAGCUGUACCUGGUUUGGCAAGAAGAAGAAGCAGUACAAAGACAAGUAUUUGGCAAAGCACAACGCAGUGUUUGACCAACUAGACCUUGUCACAUAUGAGGAGGUUGUGAAGCUUCCUGCCUUCAAGAGGAAAACACUAGUUUUGUUAGGCGCUCAUGGAGUGGGCAGGAGACAUAUUAAGAACACACUUAUAACCAAACUCCCUGACAGAUUCGCCUACCCCAUCCCACACACAACCAGACCUCCAAAGAAGGAUGAGGAGAACGGCAAGAACUACUACUUCGUUUCCCAUGACCAGAUGAUGCAGGACAUCAGCAACAAUGAGUACUUGGAGUAUGGCAGCCAUGAGGAUGCCAUGUACGGGACGCGCCUGGAAACCAUUCGCAAGAUCCACCAGCAGGGGCUCAUCGCCAUACUGGACGUUGAACCUCAGGCCUUAAAGGUCCUGCGGACGGCCGAGUUUGCCCCGUACGUCGUGUUCAUCGCUGCACCAACCAUCACACCAGGCAUUAAUGAGAUGCCCAGGUGGUGUCGAACACUGCCAGACGAGUCACUCCAGCGGCUGCAGAAAGAGUCGGAGAUCCUGCAGAAGACCUACGCACACUAUUUCGACCAGACCAUCAUCAACAACGAGAUUGAUGAGACCAUCAGGCACCUGGAGGAGGCCAUUGACCUGGUGUGCACCACCAGUCAGUGGGUCCCUGUGUCCUGGGUGUACUGACCCGUAACAUCUCAUCCGCCUUCGCGCUCUCUCCCCCUCUUCCACUUCCCGCCAGCAACACCUCGGCCGUCUUGCCCUCUUCAUAACUACAACACCGACACAGAAGACUCUAAUAACAGAAGCCGACAGGGCAGCCCUCUCUACACUGCACUCGAUCGGAACCGACUCAGCGUACUGUGAAAGCGUAACAGCAUUCAAGCGUCGGACUCUUGCCCUCGCAGAUGACCUAGUCUCAUAGUGUUGUAUAAAAACCGAGUAAAAGUGAAUAUUGUCAUGUCUGUACUAGCUAGGAGGCAACAUUUUUGUAGAUGUUUGUUUUAAAGAGACAGUACUGCGUCCCGUCCUCUCAUGUUGGUGCACCUGCAGUAACCCUCCCAUCACGGCUGUUGGAGGACACUGUCUGCAGAUGCAGUAAAAGCACACACACUGCAAUGUCUUUCAUCUGUAGAUGUUUUUCGUUUUGUUUUUCCCCUCUCCAGCUGUUAGUGCAGUCACACGCACCUUUGGACUACCGGGUACUGUCUCUUCUAAAUAAAUCCAUAAAUGGUUUUAGAGAUUUGAAUGAGGUUAUCAUGCAUGUGGACAUUUGCAAGCUUCCAUGCUGUCAGUCAGUGUUCCCCGUGUCCCUCUGUAAACCCUCCGAGAAUUAAAAGAAGGCAAAAUAUAUAUAUUACCAGAAAGAAAUUAAAAAAAAGAAAACAUUCCAGCUCUUUGGAAAAGUGAGCUCAACCAAAAGGAAAACAAAUGUUAAAAAUAAACCAAGAGUGACUGAGCCAGAUGUUGACUUGACACCUAUGCACAUCCCUUGCAUUUCAGGUGAUGUUUCUAAAUUUCUAGAAUUAUCGACCAUGUAAGUGAGAUGUGUUUGUAUUUAAAAAAAAAACAAAAAAAAACAAGGAAGAAAUCUAAUAAAAGUUUUGAUUUUUUUUUUCUCUUUUUGAUUUAUCGUACACCUAGUUCAGCAUUUGCCAUUUCCAAACUGUGAUGUCCAAGAGUGUGUUUCAAUCCAGUUUAAAAAGCAGCGAUAGAUGAGAUCUGUCUUGAAACUGUAACCGUGUGCAAAGCAAGUGCAAGUGCACGCUUUACUUUGUGCAGAGCUGACGGCUUCAGAGGAUGAGGAGGCCGUGCGUGCCGCUGAAUAACCACAUACAGUAUAUGAAUAUGACUGCCCCUCGGGUGUAAAUGACUCCACAAUGAUGCAGGUUCUUCGGUAUGAACAGUUUUUUUUUUUUGUUUUUUUAAAUAUAUUUCCUUUUAUGUGUUGGAAAAUUAAACUUGAAGUGUCUCUUCAUUUCGUUCUUUUUGCAGCGUCACAUGAAAAGCAUCUCUUCUAAAAUCUGGCAAAGACCUGCUCAGGGUGGUGCUGGACACGCUGUAUGUGUAUCAUUUAGUAUUAAAAGCCACAAAAAUGCACUAAUGUGUG